ACAGUAGUCUCUCUCAUAUUCUCUGUCUUACGCAGCAGGGUUGCUUUAUCUGCGUGCUAAGGCAAGCUCACAUCGAUCUCCGCCCCCACCUCCCGUACCCUAACAACACAUUACCCCUCCCUUGUAAUCAUUACUACUACUACCCCCCUCUCUCUCUCUCGUUUCAUGAGUGUAACUUAUAUUGUUUGUUUAUAUAUAGGCUUCCUUGCUCAUCUCAUUUUGCAUCAUUUCUUCUUCUGCUUCCAUCCCUUCAUCUCUCUCUCUCUCUCCCUCUCUCCUUCCUUACCCCUCUAUAUUCCCAUAGUCACACAUCAUCUAUAUAUCUUUCCACAAACAGUCUCUCCUUCAUAUAUCUGCUGCUAGUUUCAAGUCCUUGAAGUUCAUCUUAUAGUUUGAUAUUGCAUGGUAUGGAUCAUUCAAGUGCACAACACAACCAGGAAAUGGCAUCUCAUGAGACACUAGAAAGCAUGUUGGUAUGCAGCAACAACAACAAAGCAGGUGAAGAAAAGAAACUGAAGCCCCCACCAGAACAAGCCUUGAAAUGCCCAAGAUGUGACUCCAGCAACACCAAGUUCUGUUACUACAACAACUACAGUCUUACUCAGCCUAGAUACUUCUGCAAAUCUUGUAGAAGGUAUUGGACAAAAGGAGGCACUUUGAGAAAUGUUCCUGUAGGUGGAGGGUGCAGGAAGAACCGUAGAUCCUCAUCAUCAUCCACUUCAUCUUCUUCAUCAAGGAUCAGAACUAGUCAGGAUCAUCACCCAUCACUCCUCCAAGCCAACCCUCUUUUGGCUGCUUAUGAUUCUACUGACCUUUCUCUUGCCUUUGCAAGGCUUCAAAAUGGGCAACUAGGGUUUGAUCACUAUCAGAAUCAUGACCAUGAUCAGUUCUCAGUGAUGGGUAAUAAUCCUAAUGCCGGUAGUACCCAUGGGUUUCUUGAUGCUAUAAGAAAUGGGUAUCUUGAAAAUCCAUUCAAUGGGUUUCAGAAUGCUUCUUACUAUGGGAACAAUGCUGAAAAUGUUGGGGGUAUGAAUGUCAAUGUGGAAGCUCAAAUGGGUAACCUCCCAUAUGAAGAUUUGAUGAGUAGUGGUGCCACAACACAAGCUGUGACAGUCACCACUGUGAAGCAAGAGGGUCCAAGUGUUGCCCGAGAAGCCGCGGUGGCUCCAGAAGCUGGAAGGGUAUUGUGGGGAUAUCCAUGGCAGCUCAAUGGUGGUGGAGAUGGUGGUAGCAUUAUGGGUGAUGUUGAUGCUGCAGGGAGACAGAGCAACUGGAUCACUGGGAUUAAUGGUUCUACUAAUUGGCAUGGAGUUUUCAAUACUCCUCUCAUGCAAGGAGAUGUUAAUUAGGAUUAAUAUCAUAUAUAUGGUUCUUCUAUCAAAUUAAGUAGGUAUAAUUUUGUUAUCUCUUUAUCAUGUUCGAUAAAUUUUAAGUUGGUUUCAGUUUCUUUUCUGGACAAACAAGUGUAUGAACUUAAUUAUAUCAUCUUAAUAUAUCCAUGUUUUAUUAGUAA
Messenger RNA from Daucus carota subsp. sativus, 1513 nucleotides. RefSeq names its product dof zinc finger protein DOF2.1. The transcript is spliced from 2 exons. The coding region runs from base 408 to 1349 and encodes 313 amino acids. Gene Ontology annotation, biological process: regulation of DNA-templated transcription. The record is from RefSeq and is a predicted model, not a curated record. NCBI's taxonomy places the organism in Eukaryota, Viridiplantae, Streptophyta, Magnoliopsida, Apiales, Apiaceae. Gene Ontology annotation, molecular function: DNA-binding transcription factor activity; DNA binding.